Molecule: messenger RNA, 1346 nt
Organism: Branchiostoma belcheri (Belcher's lancelet)
Lineage: Eukaryota; Metazoa; Chordata; Leptocardii; Amphioxiformes; Branchiostomatidae
Product: sulfotransferase family cytosolic 1B member 1-like
Exons: 6
Coding region: 399-1253 (284 amino acids)
Biological process (GO): sulfation
Cellular component (GO): cytoplasm
Molecular function (GO): sulfotransferase activity
Source: RefSeq, a predicted model, not a curated record
CUAACAGGUUUGUCACGUGUGUAGCAGAGUACAGGCCUAACACAGGAGUAUAUAUUUCUGCCGAUUCUGCGUCAGAGCCUGCCAGGCCAGACUCAGCUGUACCAGCCACGAGAGGCUACCCGCGGUCAACGUCCUCAUGUUUACUAUUCAGGUCGAAGUUCAGUGUAAGCCGGUACGUACCUGGCACGGCGGCGUCUAAAACUAACAGGUUUGUCACAUGUUGAGGACCUGGUGAGAAUCGGCUGUACCAGCCACGAGAGGCGCUGCCCAGCCAGAUCCGCAGAGAACGACUGAAGCUGCAGAUCGUCUGGCAAGACGACAAGGACCCAAGCUAAGAGAGCAGAGUACAACUAAGCCGCUAAUAGAUCUAGCUCUAGAAGUCGUAGGAAACGUCCAGUAUGUCACAUAAAAAGCCCGGGAUUGUCCAUAACGGGGUUCUGUAUCCUCAUCUUGUCACCAAAGAGAUUCUCGAAGCCAUGAAGAGCUUCCAGACACGCGACGACGACAUCGUCAUCGUUAGCUUUCCCAAGACAGGUACGAACUGGACCCUGGAGAUCGUGACUCAGAUCCUGCAGGCCACUGGAAGGUCGCCCGCCAAGUCAGACGACCACAUCAUCGGGAAACUGGAGUUCAAGUACCCCGAGGACCCCCACCCCUCAUACGUGCUGCUGGAAGACGCCCCCUCCCCCCGGGUCAUCCUCACCCACCUCAAACCCGGGACAGCACCCCCCGGGAUCGCCAACCCCCGGGGAAAGGAGAAAAUACUGGUGGUGAUGAGGAACCCAAAAGACACGGCUGUGUCCCACUAUCACUUCAUCUUGAAGCGAAGAAACCUCGAUGCUACCCAGUUGCCAUGGCCUAAAUACUGUCAAGACGCUCUUGCUGGGAAAGAGUCACACGGCAGCUUCUUUGAUCACGUGUUGGCCUGGUGGGAGAAGCGAGACGACCCCCACUUCAUGUUUCUCAAGUACGAGGACAUGAAAAAGGACAUCGCCAGCGAAGUGAAGAGAAUCGCAACGUUCCUAGAAGCUGACCUAGACGCCGCCACCAUUGCGGGGAUCGCAGAGAAGUGUACAUUUGAGGGCAUGAAGGCAACCCUGGACAACUCCCGGUACGAAGAUAGGAGAGUCAUGGCCAGGAAAGGAGUUGUUGGUGACUGGAAGAACUACUUCACCGAGGAACAAAAUCAAGCCUUUGAUGCUCUGUACGAUGAAAAGCUAAAAGGAACAGGUCUUGACUUUGAAUUUGAGUAGACGACGUUUCAAAACGAUUUUACAUAGACCCGGGUUUCCCUCAAUGUUAGUAGAUUGCAUAACUGGGUCCAUAAUUGUUACGAUUCAACAAUA